Maudiozyma saulgeensis is the source of this 1476-nucleotide messenger RNA. Lineage: Eukaryota; Fungi; Ascomycota; Saccharomycetes; Saccharomycetales; Saccharomycetaceae. The record is from the annotation of a GenBank genome assembly.
AUGCUCCGGCUACAUAUACGAAAGAUGUCAUCUGUGUCAAAACCAAUAUAUCAAUCAGAAUUUGUUAACUUUCUAAAUGCAUCCCAUUCCCCUUAUCAUGCUGUUCAUUCAAUUAAAAAACAUUUGAUUAGUAACGGGUUCGAAGAAUUAUCAGAACGUGAUCAAUGGAACGGAAAGGUUAAACAUAAAGGUAAGUAUUAUGUCACUAGAAACAAUUCAUCUAUUAUUGCAUUCGUUGUUGGAAAUAUGUGGCAACCAGGUAAUCCAUUAGCUAUUGUGGGAGCGCAUACCGAUUCUCCAGUAUUAAGAAUUAAGCCAAUCUCCAAGAGAGUUUCAGAAAAAUAUACUCAGAUUGGUGUAGAAUGCUAUGGUGGUGGUGUAUGGCACUCAUGGUUUGAUUCUGAUUUAUCAAUUGCAGGUAGGGUUAUGGUCAAUGACACCAAAACUGGUAAAGUUGUUGCAAAACUUAUUGAUUUGAACAAGCCUCUCCUUAAAAUCCCAACUUUAGCAAUUCAUCUGGAUAGAUCUGUAAACGAAAAAUUUGUUUUCAACAAGGAAACUAACUUGUUGCCAUUGGCUGGCCUCGCAUGUGAUUCCGAAGUUUCAGACAAGAAAGAAGUAAAUGAAUCAAGUGACGAUGCUUUUAAUUCAAUCAAAUCGAUUGUGGAAAGACACAAUAAAGAAUUAUUGGACUUAAUUCAAAAAGAACUGGAACUAACAUCUGUUGAACAAAUCGAAGACUUCGAAUUGAUUCUUUAUGAUAAUAAGGAAUCCUGUUUAGGUGGAUUGAAGGAAGAGUUUAUUUUCUCGGGCAGACUAGAUAACCUAACCUCUUGUUUCACAGGUAUGCAUGCACUAACAGAAGCUGCAGAUUUAGAUAUUGAAAAGGAGAAAGGUAUUAGACUAUUUGGCAGUUUUGAUCAUGAAGAAAUUGGUUCUUCGUCAGCUCAAGGUGCGGACUCUAAUUUUUUGCCUAACAUCAUGGAAAGAUUAUGUUCCCUGAAAGCUGACAAUACAGACAUUGAAUCCCCUUUAACCAAGUCAUUGAUUUUGGAAAGUUCAGCAAAGUCAUUCUUUUUAUCAUCCGAUGUUGCUCAUGCUGUUCACCCUAAUUAUGCUACGAAACAUGAGUCGAAACAUAAACCAAUUAUUGGUUCGGGCCCAGUUUUGAAGAUCAACGCAAACCAGCGUUAUAUGACCAAUUCCCCGGGUAUUGUGUUGAUAAAGAAAAUGGCCGAUACUGCCAAAGUUCCAUUACAAUUAUUUGUAGCCGCAAAUGACUCCCCUUGUGGUUCAACUAUUGGGCCAAUUUUAGCAUCCAAAACUGGUAUAAGAACUUUAGAUUUGGGUAAUCCUAUUUUAAGUAUGCAUUCUAUCAGGGAAACUGGAGGUGCCGCAGAUCUUGGAUAUCAAAUCAAAUUAUUCCAAGAGUUUUUUAAAUCGUACAGUUCUUUAGAAUCAGAGAUUAUCGUAUAG